UCCCGACUGUCUCGUACCGUCAAUCCGUUCUCGACCGUCGCAGAAUUCAACAACUGUUCUCGUGACAAAUCCAGCCAAAAAAUUGUACUCCGAAUUUUUUUCGCCGAAACACGUUAGUUUUCAAAUUUUUUAUCGACAUUUUUUCACCUCUGUGGUUCAGAUCCGGUCUCCCGCAAUCAACGCGUGAAAUUGUCGCCAGUGCUCGUAGUUUUGAGCAGUGUAAAUUGUACAUACCUAAGUACCUCCUGCGCAGCGAUAGCCAACAUGAGAUUCGCGAUAAUCGGAUUCUUAGUGCUGGUGAUGGGCGCCGCCGUCAAGGCGCACAUACACUUCAUCAGACUGGCUCUGCUGGCGGCCAUGGGAUUGGCCGGCAUGUGGAUGAUGCACAAACUCGCGCAAGAUUGGCACAAGAUUUCGUCUAGCAGACCCGCCAAGCCAGCCGCCAUGGCCGGAAGGCUUUUGGGACUCUGGAAGAGAUCCAUACCAGACGAGCACGUCAACGCGUACGUCGAAGAAUCCCUGUCCGAUUUCUACAAAUUCGACGAAAUCCUUAGGCAAGACAGGUCGACGUGUGCGAGGAAAAUGAUAUGUCAAAUCGCGGCCACGCCUGAAAAGCAGCUCAAUCAAGUGGAGAUCAAUCUACUCAAAUUGUUGAGUCCCGCUGAACACUUUGGCGAAAAUGUGGCAAAGAACAUAUUCCGAAAGGCCAUGGAUUUGGGACGGAGUAAAAAGAACGUGGAGGCGUGUCAUUCAGAGUAUAAAAAAUGCAGAUUCAACACAAGACAAAUGUUUAAAUUAUUCAGCUCGUUCAUGUGACCCUGACUCAUCAUUCUGCGCUCGUUUGUUUUCUACCGAUUCAAUACGAGCCUGUAAAUUAUGUGCCAAAUACGUGUAUUAUUACUACUACUAUUAUUAUUUUAUAUUAAUAUUAUUAUUUUUUUAUUUGUUAUUAAUCAAUUGAUCAACAGCAUGUAAUAUGUAAUUAUUUUAUAUGCAUAUAAUUAGCAAAGUUGGGCUAGUUAGUCAUUGUUUUUUACUAAACAAAAUUAAGUCAAUCAUUAUAAAUCAUUAUAAUUAUAAAAUAUCAAUAAAAUUAGAUUUAAAGUUGUUA
Messenger RNA from Rhopalosiphum padi (bird cherry-oat aphid), 1111 nucleotides. RefSeq lists its product as uncharacterized. NCBI's taxonomy places the organism in Eukaryota, Metazoa, Arthropoda, Insecta, Hemiptera, Aphididae. The record is from RefSeq and is a predicted model, not a curated record. The transcript is spliced from 4 exons. Bases 265 to 816 code for a protein of 183 amino acids.